Molecule: messenger RNA, 1541 nt
Organism: Diceros bicornis minor
Lineage: Eukaryota; Metazoa; Chordata; Mammalia; Perissodactyla; Rhinocerotidae
Gene: SIGLECL1
Product: SIGLEC family like 1
Exons: 3
Biological process (GO): cell adhesion
Cellular component (GO): plasma membrane
Molecular function (GO): sialic acid binding
Source: RefSeq, a predicted model, not a curated record
CUCUCCCUCCCCACAGCACCUGCCAGGCUGCUCUAUUCCUCUUGUUCCUUGGAGAAGACUCUGCAAUGCAGCUGUUCCUUCCAUGGGAUCCCCACACCCUACGUGCAGUGGUGGAUGGGAGGUGUUCUCAUGGGUGUGAAUGGCACAGAUGGAGGCAUCCAGGUGAAUUCCACCAUGCUUGGCCCCUGGGCCAACAGCACUAUCAGCCUGACCGAGCAGCCAGAAACGGGCACAAGACUUCUCUGUGAGGGGAGGAACCCAAGUGGAGCCCAUGCUUUGAGCAUCCUACUGAUGUCAAGAAGGAGUUCUUUGGUUCCUCCGACUUUCUUGAAAGGGCUGAUCCAGGGCGUUGUCUGUGGAGUCAUUGUGAUUGCGCUGCUCUACCUCUGCCUCAUGCCUCUUGUAGUGAAACAUAUUAGAAUGAAGCAGGCAAAGAAAAUUGGGGAGAUCAAAGCAGAAAAGAGCCCUAAGGUCAGAGCAUGCCAAGAACCCAAGAUGUCUCUGAAGCCUGAAGAACCAGAAAAAUCCAUAAUCACCGCAUCUUCUGAGAGCCGGAUAUUGGUGAGUACCCAUUGCUUUUGGAAUCGAGUCCAUCAAAAUAAUGGUAGUAAGACCCAUGAGGAGAAGCACAUACAGGGUUUAAAGGAAUUAUCAUUCUCAGUCCUAUAGGACAUUUAGAAUGCCUGAAUGUGCUUGCAGAUCAUCUUAUAGAUAAUGAAGCUAAGGCCUGGAGUGGGGAAGACAAUUAAGAGAAACAACUUAAAGGGUAAUUAGAAUCAGCAAAGUAUGCACACACCCACACGCCAUUGAGAAGAGGCUUAGGAGAACCUCUCAGCGGUUGCAGCAUCAGAGCGGAAACCAAAGGGUUUGGUCUCUGACUGUGUGGCAGGCUGCAGUCAGCACAGUCUGCAGAUGCCAAGGCCCAAGUCAGCCUGAAGUGCUUGGAGACCAGGCCAAGCCCAGGUCACUCUUUCAUUUAUCCUCCUGCACCCGAUAUCCUCAGCAGGGCUUGGAAGGGACAGUUAUUUACCAUUUACGAUUCUCUAAGACCACAGGGCCCUGCUGCCCUCCUUGGGUGGAUAAAUAAUGCAUUUGUUAAAUUCCACCAGCAUUUCCUGCAGUGUCUCGCAAUUUCCAUCCUGGGCAAUGCAGGGGUCUCAGAAACAGAUCAGAUGCAGACCCUGUUCUCAAGAGCAACCAGGCUGGUGGGGAAGGCACCCUCGCAAUAACUGUGCUGAGCCAGGGCUUAUGGUUUCUCGGAGGAUGGAAGGACAGAACCUACUUGGAGAAGUCAUGAAAAACUUCCCAGAGGAGUCUGGGGAACAGUCAGGUGGCGCCUGGUGCUGGGAAUGUACAGGGAGGAUCAGCAGGAGAAGACAGGGUUGCAGGCUCCAACUAUGGGAUUGUGAGGAAAGGUGAAUCCAAUGCCUGCUCCACAUUGCCUUAAUUCUGUGCUCAAAGGGAGCGACAGAAUUCUGUCCUUUUAGAUUUGAUACCUCACCUCUAGAUCUGUUCUAACAUCCUUCUUUCUUUGCCCUGCU